This is a messenger RNA of Cyclopterus lumpus (lumpfish), 4816 nucleotides long. RefSeq lists its product as uncharacterized. The record is from RefSeq and is a predicted model, not a curated record. Gene Ontology annotation, molecular function: protein binding. NCBI's taxonomy places the organism in Eukaryota, Metazoa, Chordata, Actinopteri, Perciformes, Cyclopteridae. The transcript is spliced from 9 exons. The coding region runs from base 16 to 3342 and encodes 1108 amino acids.
UAUUAACGGGUUAUUAUGUCGCUUGCCGCUUGCCGCGCACCCCCGCCGCUCCGCCGCGGUGGAAGCGGCUGGAAUAACCUUGGUGUGAGCCCAGUUGAGCGGCAGGAGAGACGAGCGAGAGAAGCUGAACGGCGCGGCGGCGGCAGAUCAGAGAUCUCUGGGGUGAACAUGGCGGAGACCGUACGCUCGCUCUUCGACUACAGGGAGACACACAGCCUGGAGAGCAACGGAGAAGGCGUCAAACCGGCACCGCCGCUGCGAGGGCGCGGCUGUGGGAGGAAAAGGAAAGGGACGCCCGUGAAAGUCUUUGUCACACACAUUGAGGAAGAGAGCGUGCCUGAACACAGCUUCAGCCCAGGUGAUCGUAAAGAAGCAGCAGAGAAUAAGCGGUCCAUGCUGGACGGGCCCUUCUACAACACGGAUCCCGCUCCCCACUACUGCGGCCCAGUGGCGCAGCAGGCUCAUGACAAAGUCUCAGCUGGAUACAAGACCAGCUCCUGCUCGGCCUCCACGCCGGCCGCAGCUCCCGCCGCUUCCUCGGCCUUGACCCCGACGCCGCUGCCUGCUCCUGCACCGGCGACCUCGGCCCGGGCCCCGUCUCUGACCCCCGCAUCGACGGCUCCGGCCCCGUCGGCCGGCUCGUUCCCUCCGUCCCCGAACUGCCGCAUCCGGGAGGUCCACUGUGGCAGCCAGGUGCGGCUGGUCGUCAUCGCCAUCCGCGACAUCACCAAGGGGGAGGAGAUCACCGUGGACUACAGCCUGACAGAGUGGGGAGACAACUUGGGUUUCCGUGGGACCACGUCUCCUCCAGGGCAGCACGAGUGUAACUCCGACACAGAGAACAACAACAAUGUCAAAAAGGAGGAUGAGCCUCUCUCUCUGACAGCCCAGCAGCGGCAGCAGCAGGAGUACGUCACCCCCUCAUGGUCCCUCUCCCCCUCCUCCUCCCCCAUCUCCCACUCUGACGCCAGUGACUCAGACGCUGGAGACGAAGACAACGGCAGCCCCCGGGGGCGGGCGCUACGCCGGCGCAAGAAACGGCGCGGCGCUCAUUCAAAGAAGAAGACCCCCUACCGGACCCCGCCCGGGCGCCCGCCGUUGGUGCCCCCCACAGGCAUUCCACUUCACAACCGUUCACUCCCUUCAUCCCACCCUGCAGCGCAGUCCUCCCCUCCCUGCUCCUCCUCCUCCUCCUCCUCCUCCUGUUCCUCCUCCUCAGCUAAGUCUGUGUUCAAAGCUCCGGCUCCGCUGGGCUCCAACACCACAGGCAACGUCGGCUUGAAUAUCCCCAGAGGAGGAGUGUCCAUAGACUCCAUGCGCCAAACCUGUGAGCACUGUGGACGCCACUUCCGCUCCCUGGGUCGCCACUUGGAUAAGCACCAUGCCCACCAGCCGGACGUGUGCUCGGCCCUGGUGGAGCGCUACACGCAGAUGCCCCGCCUCCACGCGCAGAGCCCAAACCCUGCCACCGCUCACGCUCUCAGUCUGCAGCACUCUAUGGCAUCGCAGGCCACGGGUCAGGGCCCCGGCUCAGAUCUCACGCAGCUCGGUGUCCAGGACCUCUCCAUGCCGCCACCCACUCUCACAGCAGCCAACCAAUCCCUCGCCUCCUCUGGAAGAAACCCCACCCUGCCGGGGCUGACUCCCCCUCGAGGACAGAACGCAGUGCCGGUGUCGGUCCUGAAGCGAAGCCCGCCCCCUGUGUGCGCGCCGCCGUCGAGGAGGCUAAAGACAGAAAGGCCGGGGGGGGAGGAGGAGGACGAGGAGGACGAAGACGACGUGGAGGUCGUGGAGGUGAAAAGGCCCAAAGAGGAGGAGGAUGUCGAGGUGGUGUGCCCUCAACUCUUCAGCAACAUGUUGGCCAAAGAGAUGGAGCUGCCAAAAAUGGAGGAAAAUGAGGAGGACGAAGAGGAGGGGGAAGAGGACGAGGAGAAUGGAGUGAUGGAGGUGGAAGAUGAAAGUGGGCCAGAGGAUAAGGAAAAGGACUUGCUGAGCGGUUCGGGGCGUCACCACAUGCUGCCCCUCCUCUCGUCCUUGUCCUCCCUGGUGCUGUACCUUCGUCGGCUGCAGCACUCGGCCUUCCUGUCCCUGUCUCGCCAGCUCCAAUCGGCCGAGGCCUGGCGCCUCCUCUGCCACUCCAGCCUGGCUCUCCUCAUCCUGUACAACCGGCGGCGCGAGUGCGAGGUCUCCAAGCUGUCCAUCGCCGAGUAUCGCGCCCGCCUCACCCCACAGUGCCCCGUUCCCGUCCCGCCCGGCGCCCCGCCGGCUCUCACUCCACUGGAGGCCUCCCUGUCUCCGUUUGAGCGUCUGGUGCUCCCCCACCUCCCCAGAGUCGGGGUCCAGGGCAAACGUGGCCGCGUGCAGCCCCUCAUCCUGCCCCCUCACUGCGAGCCCUGCCUGGAGCUCCUCCUGGAGACGCGCCAGGACGUGGGAGUGGACCCGGCGAACCCGUACGUCUUCGCCAGGCCCUACCACUCCCCCGCCACGCCACUGCGAGGCACUGACCUCCUGCGCAGCCUGGCCCGCUCAAGCGGCACCCGCAACCCCCGCGCACUGACCCAGACCCGGGUUCGCCGGCAGGUGGCCAUACUGACCCAGCUGCUGCUGCUGGGAGAAGGGGAGGAGCCCGGGCAGCCCGGGGGCAGCGCGGUGGAGAGGCUGGAGCACUUCCUGGAGAGGGAGUACCACGUGACGCAGAACUGUGCCGGUAUUGGCCAAGACCCGGGCCUGAUGGGCCGGGUGGGCCGAGUGGUGCUCUGCGGGGAGAGGGAUGGAGUGCUGUUCAGAGGAAUGAGCCUGAACCACAUCUGCCUGGAACUGGACGUGAUGUCGGGAAACUCUGCUGACUCCUACUCAGAGGGAGAGUCCGACGGGGAGCAGGCGAAGGAGAAGACGGAGGCGCCCGUCCCCGCUCCUGCUCCUCCUCCCGCUCCGAUCCCCACACCCACCCUGCUGUAUGUCCGGAAGGGCAAGAACAACGGGCGGGUGGGGCGACCCAAGAAGCUCAAGAGCGCGCAGCCAACCGCUCCGCCUCCUGCUCAGGCUCCUACUGUGAACCGCAGGAGAGGCUCAGGUCAGCCCAAAUCAGGAAAGCGUGGCGUCCUGAAGCGGCCCUGGUCGGAGGCGGAGCGCACGGCGGUGGAGGAGCACCUGAACCAGAACAUCACGGAGCUCCGCGUGCCCGCCAAGGCCGACUGCGAGCGCUGCCUGCAGCAGUGCCCCCUGCUGGUCAGCAACCACCGCGACUGGCGAGCCAUCAAGUUCUACUGCCACAAUCGCAUCCAGCUGCUCAAGAAGAACCAGCGCCGGGAAAAUGAGCCCCUGCCGCUCAUCGUCUGCUGAAGAGGGGGGGGGGGGGGCAGGGCAGGUGACCAGAGCAGAUUCUCAAAUGGUAACCAGCUGCCCAGGAAACACACUAGUUUUGAGAUGACGGUCCUAAAUUUCAGUUUGUUUUCUAAUUUUCGAUACCUGACGGUCAGUUUUGUUUCAGAAAUCUGAAUGAUUUUUGUAUUUUUUUUAUUUUUUUUUCCUGCUCUACUUUAAAGGUCUUACAGAAAAUGACACUAUCGAGUCUUGAUGGGGCUCCUGGUUCGAGGGGGGUCACAGUGCAAUUCUUGUCUAAAAGCAGCGCACUUGGACGGGUGCCGUUUGAGACAUGCCUUGGGGGGGAGGGGGGGGGGGGGGGGCUUCAGAGACCAUGGCACUGGCCGCAGCCUUUGUUGUGUUGUAUAUGGACUUCUCUCCUUGGGAUACACUAAAAUGUACACGAGGGGGGGGGGGGUUGAACGUCCUGAAGUAGCGUCAGUGUUUUAUGCACUUGGAGACUUCAAUAGGACACACUUUCCUUUCUAGUGGCUAUAUAAUUAGAGCAGGCCUAACUACUUUUAACCUAGAAGAAUAACCAGAUCUUUCACGUGAGCUAGUUCGUCUUUUUCAUCCUGCUGACUGUGCAAUUCUGACAACGGUUUUGCUCUAUAUACUCAGACCAUCAUAUGUACGGUACUAGGUGAGGACUUUAGUUUAAAGUGGAACACGAGAUUACGACGGAGAGUUUAUUUAAUUUUUUUUCUUGACAAACUCCAGAGUGGGUUUCGUGAGAGACGAGGAAAAGGUCGCAGAAUGUAGUGCAGCUCCUUAAAGAUGCCUAAGAUGUUUAGUCAAGACACGGAAACACGAGAACUGUCCCGGAGACGCCGUCGGACCCGAGAAGUCGACAGCUCGGGUCGUGUUUCCUUUUGUUGUUUUUCCUGCCUGUUGCACAUUUGUUAUUCAAAGCAGUAAAAAAAAAAAAGAAGAAGAAAAAAGAAGUGCUGUAGGCCAAUGAGCAGGAUAUCACUUUAUAUGUGGAGAGGAGACUUCCCUUGGUUGUGUUUCAGUGGGCAUUAAUCAGAGACGUGGCGGUUCCGUUGGUUGCCACGUUAGUUGCCACGUUAGUUGCCACGUUAGUUGCGUUGUCUUUCCCCCGUUGGCCUCCUGAACUACACGCAGCUCCACCGGACUAGAACCUCCAUGAAACCUCAAGACAGAUUACUUGAAGUUAUUUAAAUCUUUUUGCAGAAUCUUUAUGUUCUCUCUUGCUCUAGCCGGGCCAGUUGCAUUGUACAUAAAAAAUAUAUUAUCAAUAUGGCUAACUGGUUGUUUGUGCUAGACUAAAUGUAGCCUUCAUUUUUUUUUUUUUCAUUUCUGAGCUAUUGCUAUCUGUAAAUAAGCCUGUUUUGUAAAUACUCAUCAGAGAAACAAAGAAAAAACACAAUGUAUGACAUGCCUUGGUUAUUGUGUUAUGUUUUUAUAAGUCUUAUAAAAAUGUAAAGCUCCA